Clupea harengus (Atlantic herring) is the source of this 533-nucleotide messenger RNA. RefSeq names its product tyrosine-protein phosphatase non-receptor type 2-like. Lineage: Eukaryota; Metazoa; Chordata; Actinopteri; Clupeiformes; Clupeidae. The record is from RefSeq and is a predicted model, not a curated record.
AUGUUCCGCGUUUCCAGCGGCGCUUGUUUACGGCGGACUGACCAGCUAGCCGAGGACACGAACCUCCAACAAAGGCAAUGGCAACAGUUCUCUAUAGAGGAACAUAAACCAGCAGCUGAAACCUCCUCGAGCCUGGGCUGCUCCAUCAGGCAGAUGGUGAUGAACCAGAUGGACUCAAUAGAUAGCGAUCCAGCUGCUGAACAAGACAGUGGAAAUCUUCGGAAACGGCACAGAGAACAACGCAUAGCUGGAACUGUGCAGAAGCUUCAAGAGAUGAAACAGAGGAUGGUAGAGGCGGAGAAGAAGCAGAACCAGUGGCUCUACUGGAGGACCAUCCUCCUUGGCAUGGGUGCCGGGGCAGCCCUCAUUGCUGGACUCACAUUCACAUUCUGGACCUUCCUCUCACAUUGACAGACUACAAUCAUUUUCACAAUCAGUAUUAUUAUUACUGACGUUUAUGCUAUAUAUAUUUCCAAAGGCAAUGAAAGUUAUUUGUCUGCUAACAUUAAUAAUAAAUUAGGUAUUCAAACCCC